AUGCAGCGUGCUACUGCUCUGCACUAUCAAAACACAAUAUCAGGCCUGCGGCGAGAAUUGCUCAACUUCGAUUCCGCAAAUGACCGGCAACAAGCGAGGCUCUUGUUAAUCCUGAUUAUUGCUUGUCAUUACGAAGCUAUAUCUGGCAAUAAGAGCGGAAUGAUGCUCCAGCAUUUGCGUGCUAGUCGAGAGAUAGUCAGGCGACUUCUCACUCAACCUCAAAGAGGUAAUAUUGACCAAGAUUCUCUGGGUUUUAGCCUUGAACUCUACGCCUACUUGUCCAUCGUCAACUCGCUCGCAUCUUAUCGAAGUAUUGGAAAGCUUGCUCAGCCAUACGACACGUUUUUGACUUCGUUGGAUGAACUAAGCAGCUACUCGACAUUUGGCUCAAUGUUUGGCGGUUGCCACUCACUAUAUGAGCUUAUUCCCCGCAUCACGCAUUAUUACUUGGACGAUGCCGCCAUCCGCAGACUCUUUGGAUCAACAUGA
Trichoderma breve is the source of this 489-nucleotide messenger RNA. Its product is annotated as fungal specific transcription factor domain-containing protein. The transcript has 2 exons. Bases 1 to 489 code for a protein of 162 amino acids. The record is from RefSeq and is a predicted model, not a curated record. NCBI's taxonomy places the organism in Eukaryota, Fungi, Ascomycota, Sordariomycetes, Hypocreales, Hypocreaceae.